AUGUCAUCACCUCAACUCUAUCAGGACGAAUUCCAGUUUGAGCCCGAUUCAGAAAAUACUUACUUGCAGAUAAUGACCCCGCGUGGCCAAAGCAAUGCAGAGAAUGAAAGUGCACGGAAAGACUCCAAUCCAAAGUCGAGCGUUGUUUUGGAACCUACAGAUGCGACCAAAUUAACGGCUGAGAUCCCAACAAUUGCGUUCAAGGAAUUGUAUCGGUAUGGUUCCACCAACGAUAAAUUAAUGUUGGGCUUGGGUGUCAUCUUUGCGGGUGUUAAUGGCGCUCUUUUUCCAUGUAUGGCACUGGUGUUUGGUGAUGCUAUUGAUGCAUUUGCUCAAGCUGAUGGUGGGGUCGAUAUGGACGCAAUUGAAAAGCGACAAAUGAAAGCGUUACGCGAUGCUGCUUUUCAACACAUGCUACAUAUGGAUAUUAGCUGGUAUGAUAGCAGUGACCCAUUGACUCUGUCCAGUCGUCUUACAGGUGAUACCGUGAAAAUGAAGGAUGGAAUGGGCAAUAAAUUGGGUGAUGCUGUCAAAUACACUUGCCAAUUUAUCACUGGCUACGUCAUUGGUUUUGUACGUGGAUGGGAAAUGAGUCUUGUCAUGGCAUGUAUUAUGCCCGUUAUGGUCGCGUCUUUGGUUGUUUUGAUGACAUCUCUUCGAAAACGUGCAGUACAUUCACAACAAAUGUACGCAGAGGCUGGUGCUGUUGCGGAAGAGACAUUGGGCUCUAUUCGUACAGUUUCUUCGCUCAAUGGAGAGAUAUUGGCCAUCAACAAGUACAACGAACGUGCUGCAAAAGCAGAGGAGACGAAUAUUCAAAUGGCCAAAUUUGCAUCCUGUGUCUUUGGUCUCUUUAUGUGUAGCAUCUGGCUCAUGUAUGCCGCAGGUCUCUGGUAUGGUGGACACAAAGUAGCAGAAGACGAAACGACUCCAGGCGAUGUCUUUGAAGCGUUCUUUGGAAUUCUCAUGGGAACAAUUUCAUUAGGUCAAAUUACUCCCAACGUUUCGGCAGUUGCUGAAGCAAAGGGAGCAGCCGCACACAUUUACAAGAUUCUUGAUACCCCCUCUCGUAUUGAUGCAUCGAAACAGGACGAAGGAGAUCAACCUUCGACGUGUCUCGGACAAAUUCAAGCUGUGGGUAUACAUUUUACAUACCCAAGUCGACCAGAUGUGCAGAUUUUACACGACUAUAACGUCACUAUUGAACCAGGUCAAACUGUUGCUUUUGUUGGUACUAGUGGAGGCGGUAAAAGUACCCUCAUUGCCUUACUUGAGCGCUUUUACGAUCCCAAACAAGGUACAAUAUUACUCGAUGGUCGUGACAUCAAGACGUUAAAUGUAAAGUGGCUACGGUCCCAGAUUGGUCUGGUGUCGCAAGAGCCUGUGCUGUUUGCUGCGACGAUCUUUGAAAACAUUGCAGCUGGUGGAAAUGGAAUUUCUCGUGAACAGGUUGAAAAUGCUGCCAUGUUAGCGAAUGCUCACACAUUUAUCAUGUCAUUACCCGAGCAAUACGAUACACUAGUGGGUGAAAAAGGAAUCUCGUUGUCAGGUGGUCAAAAGCAGCGGGUAGCAAUUGCUCGCGCUAUUGUGCGUGAACCCAAGAUUUUGAUACUGGAUGAAGCAACGAGUGCACUUGAUGCCGAAAGCGAACGCGUAGUUCAAGCAGCUUUGAAUAAUUUGAUGGAAAAGACUCAAAUGACAACACUUGUGAUUGCCCAUCGGUUAAGUACAAUUCGCAAGGCUGACAAAAUUGUGGUCGUAAGUGCUGGUCACGUUAUGGAAGAAGGAACUCACGACAUGUUAGUUGCAAUGAACGGUGGAAUUUACAAUAAACUGUACACGAUUCAAGCUGAAACGGCUCAAGAAGAGGCUGACGCAGUUCAAAAUGUAUUGACUGAAGUUAGGAGCGAACAGAUGCAAUCGCAAAGCUUACGACAACAUAGUCACCGGUCAGUUGACGGUCAAUCCCUGGAGCAUGACAAAGAGUCGAGCUUGGAUGACGAAAGUCAAAAGCCAUUUACAUUAUUUGAUGCCAUGGCUUUUUCUCGUCCUGAACGGCCAGUAUUUGUGGUCGGGAUCAUUGCUGCUGCGGUGAUGGGUUGUGCCUUACCAGGUUCUGCUGUUCUCAUUAGUGAAUUAAUCACAACGAUGACGACGAAUUAUGCGCUAUACAAGGAAUUAAACAGUCAAUCUGCGCUGGAUACUAUUAAGCAUGAUGUAAUGGUAUACGGACUUUGUUAUGUGGGUGGAUCUCUUCUUAUGUUCCUUGCUGCGGCAACUCAGAACUUUUGUUUUAAGUUCAUGGCUGAAAAACUUACAUCUCGCCUGCGGGAUAUUCACUUUCGUGCCCUUUGUCGCCAGAAUAUUGGAUUCUUUGAUGAAAAGAAGAAUGCGACGGGAGCUUUAACGGCAAAUUUAUCUACGAAUGCGACGAAAGUUGCUCUUAUCUCGGGAGACUCACAAGGACGCGUAGUCCAGGCGAUCUUUACAUUUGUGGCAGCGGUGGCAAUUUCAUUUACGACAGGAAGCUGGUUAUUGACACUUGUGAUGCUGACGGUGUUUCCCUUUUUAAUUUUCAGUCAAGUAGUGCGUAUGCGACAGUUGAAAUCCUCUAGCCAGCUAUCUGAUGAACUUUCAGAUGUUGGUGCCCACGCUUCCGAGGCACUUAGCAACAUUCGGACUGUCGUUACUCUUGGUCUAGAAAAAUCGAUUGGCAACAAGUUUUCUGCCUUGCUGGAAGAACCGCUGGCAAAUGGACGUCGCGAAGCUCAGUUGAAUGGAUUAGCUAUUGGAUUUAGCUCCUUCAUUAUCUUUGCGACGUAUUCCCUCGUGUUUUGGUAUGGUGGCAAAUUAGUUGACGAGCGUGAGAUCCAAUUUAAAAAGCUUAUACGAACCCUUAUGGCCAUUAUGAUGUCAGCUCAGGGCAUUGGCAAUGCAACAUCUUUUAUGGGUGAGACAGACAAUGCAUUGAAAGCUGGCAAAGCAAUUGUUGACAUGCGCGACCGCAAAGUUCCAAUUGAUUCCUUCCAAGAAAGUGGGCAACGGCUUGAUUCAGUCCACGGCAAGAUUGAAUUUAAGAAUAUCACGUUUAGAUACCCAACUCGACCUGAGAUCACCGUCUUAAAGAAUUACAAUCUCACAAUUGAAGCGGGACAAACCGUUGCUUUCUGUGGACCAAGUGGUGGUGGCAAAAGCACGUGUGUGUCACUUCUUGAGAGGUUUUAUGAUCCGAUUGAAGGUCAAGUUUUACUGGAUGGAGUGGACACGAAAAUGUUGAAUCUGAAAUGGUUACGUAGUCAGAUUGGAUUGGUUGGCCAGGAACCUACUCUUUUUAUUGGUACCAUUGCCGAAAACAUUGCGUACGGUCUUCCUGAGAAACCAAGUCAGGAAGACAUCGAAGAGGUGGCCAAGAUGGCUAAUGCUCACGGAUUUAUCACCAACUUUCCAAAUGGAUACGAUACACAGGUGGGCUUGAAGGGUGAACAAUUAUCCGGCGGACAAAAGCAGCGCAUUGCGAUAGCACGAGCCAUUUUGAAAAAUCCUCACAUUUUACUACUAGACGAAGCGACGAGUGCGUUGGAUUCUGAAAGUGAGAAAGUUGUUCAGGAGGCUCUUGAUAAAGUGGUGGCGCUGCAAAGGCGUACUACAAUUAUAAUUGCACAUCGUUUGUCGACCAUUCGUAAGGCAGACCAGAUUUGUGUGGUUAGCGGUGGCAAGAUUGCUGAAAAAGGCACGCACCAGGAGCUUUUAAGGCUGAAGGGCAUCUACGCAAAGCUUGUGGAGCACGCCGUUAAUUAA
Plasmopara halstedii is the source of this 3798-nucleotide messenger RNA. Its product is annotated as atp-binding cassette superfamily. Gene Ontology annotation, biological process: transmembrane transport. Gene Ontology annotation, molecular function: ATP binding; ATP hydrolysis activity; ABC-type transporter activity. The transcript is spliced from 2 exons. The record is from RefSeq and is a predicted model, not a curated record. The coding region runs from base 1 to 3798 and encodes 1265 amino acids. Gene Ontology annotation, cellular component: membrane. NCBI's taxonomy places the organism in Eukaryota, Oomycota, Peronosporomycetes, Peronosporales, Peronosporaceae.